CUUACAUUGGUGGUCAGUGGGAAGAAUGUCCCUUACAUUGGUGGUCAGUGGGAAGAAUGUCCCUUACAUUGGUGGUCAGUGGGAAGAAUGUUCCUUACAUUGGAGGUCAGUGGGAAGAAUGUCCCUUACAUUGGUGAUCAGUGGGAAGAAUGUCCCUUACAUUGGGGGUCAGUGGGAAGAAUGUCCCUCACAUUGGGGGUCAGUGGGAAGAAUGUCCCUUACAUUGGUGGUCAGUGGGAAGAAUGUCCCUUACAUUGGGGGUCAGUGGGAAGAAUGCCCCGUACAUUGGUGGUCAGUGGGAAGAAUGUCCCCUACAUUGGUGGUCAGUGGGAAGAAUGUCCCUCACAUUGGUGGUCAGUGGGAAGAAUGUCCCUUACAU
Staurois parvus is the source of this 379-nucleotide messenger RNA. The record is from the annotation of a GenBank genome assembly. NCBI's taxonomy places the organism in Eukaryota, Metazoa, Chordata, Amphibia, Anura, Ranidae.